AUGGUGUCCUCGUCGGUUUUCCUUAUUUUUCUGGCGCAGUUGUCAUUCUCUGUCGAUAUUCAGCGAGGUCCUGAAAAUCCGUAUGCGGAGACGUCAAAAUGUGAACUUAUUCGUAUUCCUGCCUGCCAGGGACUACCCUACAAUAACACUAUUCUACCCAAUAUCAUGGGACAUACUUCCCAAGAAGAGGCCGGCCAGGAUGUUACUCAAUACAACUCACUUGUUAAGAUACCAUGCAGUCCAUCAUUAAAGUUGUUCUUGUGCUCCCUCUACUUCCCCGUGUGCACUCAGUUACACAAGCCCCUGCCGCCAUGCCGUUCGCUUUGUGAACAAAAUCGCCAACGAUGUGAGCCAAUCAUGCGAUCGUUUAGCUUUCAGUGGCCAGCGAGUAUGCAAUGUGAAAAUUUCCCUGAAAAUGGGUUAUGCGUUUCCGAGGACAAGCCUGAAACCAAAGAAACGGUUGAAGCGUCGUUCGAAUGCCCCGAGGAAAUGCGAGUGCCCUCUAGCUUUGAAUUUCGUAUUCGUUUGAACAACAAACAAGUGAUACCCAACUGUGGAAUACCAUGCAAUCGCCAUUUCUUCAGCCAAUCGAAACGGAUUAAAUUUUCGCGCCUCUGGAUUGGACUGUGGAGCGGACUUUGUGCUGCAUCAAGUCUUUUUACCAUUUUGACCUUCUUCAUUGACAUGAAUCGCUUCCAAUAUCCGGAACGGCCAAUUAUUUUCCUCUCCAUGUGCUAUUUUAUGGUUGCUGUCACGUAUAUCACUGGAUUAUCUCUAGGUGAUAAGAUCUCAUGCGCCGGACCCUUUCCACCACCCAAUAUUGAUCAUACGAUCGGCACCAACCUAGCCGCCUCUCUGCCCGGAAAGAGUUCCAGCUCCUCAGUCAACUCCUACCCUCUCCUCAUUACUCAGGGGACAAAGUUCGAGGGCUGUACCAUCCUCUUCAUGAUGCUCUACUUCUUCUCCAUGGCCGGUCACAUCUGGUGGGUGGUGCUCACCGUCACGUGGUACCUAGCGGCGCGGUGCCACUGGGCUCAUGAAGCCAUCUUCCGUAACGCUCAGUACCUUCAUUUCGCUGCGUGGGCAAUCCCAGCCGCCAUGACAAUCUGCAUCCUCGCCAUGGGCAAAGUAGACGGCGAUCCCUUGUCCGGGGUCUGUUUCACUGGACUCACUGAUCCUACGAUCGUGCGCUACUUCCUGAUCGCGCCUCUCUGCUUGUGUCUCCUCGUGGGCAUCUGUUUCCUCGUCGCGGGCUUUGUCUCGCUCUUCAAAAUCCGCACCAUCAUCAAGACCGGCGGUUCCAAGACCAACGACCUCGAGAAAUUGAUCUUCCGCAUCGGGGUAUUCAGUCUGCUGUACCUCCUGCCGGCGGCCGUUGUGAUCGCCUGUUACAUCUACGAGUCGCAGAAGAUGGAUGCGUGGAUGCUUACGUGGUACACGAAUGAGGUCUGUCGGAACUUCGACCUGCGCAAGGUCGCCGGUUCGACUAAGUGCAUCGCCCAGUUGCACCAGCUCCUGGAGUCGCGUGUUGCCGACAGCGGACCGGACAUCUUCGAUCGGCUGGACAACCCCACGUUUGAGCUCUUCAUGAUCAAGUACCUCAUGACGCUGAUUGUGGGCAUCACCAGUGGCAUCUGGAUUUGGAGUUCGAAGACCCUGCACUCCUGGCACGUGUUCUUCGCCCGUCUCUGCCGCUGUCCGCUGCCCGCGUCGCCUCAAACAAGGCGGCCAACUGGGGGUAUGGGACGUGUCCUGCCGCCACCGACAAUGAAACCGCAGCAGCUCCUUCCGGCCAAGCCCCAACAGCCUCAGCAGCGACUCAUGAUGGCAGAAAUUGGCGGUUCUGGGGGCUGGUCAAGGGGAGCUCCGUCUGGAGCCACAACCGAGGGUGGAGCCACCCAGCCGGGCAACUUCAAUUGGCCACAAAACUGGCAACUAGGUGACCACGGCGCCACCGCCUCCGGCAAUGCUCCGCCAAUGAAUUACUUCGAACACGCCCAAUUGCAGUAG
Mesocestoides corti is the source of this 2010-nucleotide messenger RNA. Lineage: Eukaryota; Metazoa; Platyhelminthes; Cestoda; Cyclophyllidea; Mesocestoididae. The record is from the annotation of a GenBank genome assembly.